Molecule: messenger RNA, 966 nt
Organism: Amaranthus tricolor (Joseph's coat)
Lineage: Eukaryota; Viridiplantae; Streptophyta; Magnoliopsida; Caryophyllales; Amaranthaceae
Product: PLAT domain-containing protein 3-like
Exons: 2
Coding region: 301-825 (174 amino acids)
Molecular function (GO): protein binding
Source: RefSeq, a predicted model, not a curated record
UCUCAAAAGACUGUAGCAUAUAACUCCUUUUAGGCUCGGGUUUAAAACCGAAGCAGCAAAUGAUUGUAUCUUCUGGCAUCACAAGUGAACAGCUAACUCUAAGCCACACGUAAACAGGAUCAUUCAAUUAUAUCCUGCCCACUAAUACAGCUAAGGGGCAAUAUUAUUUUUAUAAGGAUUUGAAUCUGAUCUGUGAAACAACAUUAAGCCUGGGCACCCUCUCCUUUUAGUCUCAUCAAUCAUUCCCACAACCUUUCUCACAAAGACUGAGAAAACAGUAGCAGCACCAAGCCAUCAGUAAUGGAGAGAAAUCCAACAUAUCUAAGCAUCCUCAUCGUCUUAUCCUUCGCCAUUUUUGCAAAAUCUGUAUCAGAUGAUGAUAUGAAAUGUGUGUACACAAUCUACAUCAGAACAGGAACAAUAUUAAAAGCAGGAACAGACUCCAAAAUCAGCCUUGAAUUAUGGGGUAAAACUGGAGAUGGUGUUCGAAUCACAGAUAUCGAGAGCUGGGGCGGGCUUAUGGGCCCGAACUACGACUAUUUCGAGAGAGGUAAUUUGGAUGUGUUUAGUGGAAGAGGCCCAUGUCUUAAUGAAAAUGUAUGUGCAAUGAAGCUGAUCUCUGAUGGAUCUGGGGAACACCAUGGUUGGUAUUGUAAUUAUGUUGAGAUCACCACAACUGGGCCCCAUGCCAAAUGUGCUCAAAUCAAAUUUGAUGUUGAACAAUGGCUUGCUAGUGAUGCUUAUCCUUAUCAGCUUUCUGUUACAAGGAAUUAUUGCCCUGUUAAGGAUUCUGUUCCUGCUUUGAGGUCUAUUGCUUCUUCUUAAUUUGUUUUAUGUUUGGUGAAACUUUGUGGUUUGUGAUGAGAAUGUGAUGAAGAAUUGAUCAAUUUGCUUCUUUCUUGUAUCUUAUUAAUAUUUAUGUUGAUUAAAUAAAACUUUUUUGAGAUUUUCUUUUGUGGGUUUGUU